AUGGAAAUUUUUGGCAAGCUUGAGAUCAACCUGCCAUUUCUACAAGCAUUGAAGCUACCCUCAUUCAGCCGGUUUAUCAAGGACUUCAUAGCUGGGAAAGCUAAUGCCGAUGGGAAGAUAGUGAUUGGAGAGAGCGUGUCUGCUAUGAUCAAGAAGAAGAGGCUUCCUUUCAAGAGAACUGAUCCCGGAAUGUUCACACUGCCCAUCAUUAUUGAAGAUGUUAAGAUUGAGCAUGGUAUGUGUGAUUUAGGGGCUUCGAUCAAUGUGCUACCUUUCUCAGUCUACAAGAGAUUGACUGUAGUCAGCCUAGUAGAUACAAACGUGGUUAUCCAGCUUGCAGAUAGAUCAUGCAUUAGUCCUAAAGGAGUACUGGACAAUGUGAUUGUAAGGGUGCAUGAUUUCCUAUACCCUGCAGAUUUCCAUGUGAUCCGUAUGAAUGAAUCCGAAGCUGGAGAGGCCAAUGAAGUAUUGUUGGGGGGGCCAUUCCUGCGAACGGCCAAAACUAUAAUUGAUGUGAGUGAUGGAACAAUCUGCUUGGAUUAUCACGGGGAGAAGUUCACAUUCAAUAUUGAUGAAGCGAUGAAAAAGCCCUUGGAUAUUAAAAAUCUACAUUCCUUGUAUGAGCAACUUGCAGCUGCUGAAAUGAAUGACUCGAUUGAAGAAGAGGUUUCAGGAUGGUGUGAGACACUUUUGACACAAAAUAUGAUCGAUGAAGAGAUCAACAAUGCAAUCAUGGGAUUCUGCCAGAAGCCAACUUCAUCUGAUUCAACUGGAAUUGCUCAACCGAAUAGUUUGGAAAAAGUGUCCGACUUUGGGGAGUUGUUGGGUGAUCAGUAA
This is a messenger RNA of Salvia splendens (bonfire salvia), 837 nucleotides long. RefSeq lists its product as uncharacterized. NCBI's taxonomy places the organism in Eukaryota, Viridiplantae, Streptophyta, Magnoliopsida, Lamiales, Lamiaceae. The coding region runs from base 1 to 837 and encodes 278 amino acids. The record is from RefSeq and is a predicted model, not a curated record. The transcript is spliced from 2 exons.